UAAAUAUUGCAGAAUUUAUAUAGAAAAAAGAAUUUAGAAUUUUAUACAGGUUUAAUUAAAGGAUUUCAAAUUAGUAACACCAAUUUUUUUUUAUUUUAUUUUAUUUACUUACUUUCAAAUACAACUUAUAAAUAAUGAUUAGUAUGGCAAUGAGCAGUAAAGGGCAAAAUGUAGAUGGGGCUGCUGGUAACAGUCAGUCCUCAGAAUGGAUAAUAUCUUCAUCGUCAUCACCAUUCCAAACAAAUAAAAGAUAUUCAUUAGAUCCACCUUAUAGUUCAGAAUAUUCACCUCCGCAGUCACCUUCAUCAAAUUUAUCAGAUCCAUUACCUUCAUUCUUUUAUAGUUUAAGAUCAGAAGAUUCUGAUGCUCGUAGGGCAGCAACAGAAUAUAUUAUAAAUACUUUAUCGAACCCAGAAAACGAAAAAUUAUUAAAGAGUCAUUUAUCAACAAUAGUGGUAUUAUCAACAGAAUCACCUUUUGAAGAUGUAACAGAAUCAUUCACAAAUUUUUUAAAACCUCUUUAUGAAAAAUUUCAUAUACCAAAACAAAGAACAACAAUUUUUACAACGGAGUCACAAUUACCGCAAUUGAAUACCGAUGAUGAAUUAACAAGAAAAUUAUUUCAAGAUGUAUUUUUACAACAAGGUAGAGUUAAUCAUUUAAUUCGUACAUUAGGAUGGCACCCACAAUAUUUAGAGAAAUUUUUAUUGGCAUACAACACAAUUAUGAGAGACCCAGGACCAUUACCAUUCCACUGGAGAAAUUACAUUGGUAUAUUAACAGCAGCACGUUACAAAUGUUCCUAUAUUAUAUCGCUUCAAGAACACGAAUUUUUAUUAAAUGGUGGUGAUUCACGUUGGUUACAAGGCAUCGAUUAUAUUCCAGCAAAGUUAAAGAAUCUUUUAAGAGUCAUUGAAUUAAUGGCACACCAACCAUGGCUUUUACCAAAGUUAGACAUUGAAUAUUUAGUUAAAGGUUCAGAUGCCUGGUCAAUUGCAGAGUUGGUUCAUGCUAUGGUUUUAAUUUGUACAUUUCUUUCAUUAUCAGGUUUUGUUUUCUGUUGCGGUAUUACACCAGAGUGUGGACUUUCAGAGAGUGGUAGCUUAUCAAGUAGCUUUUCAUUAAAUGACAGUGACUGCGAAAUUGAAGAUACUGCUGCAUACGAGAACACCGAAAAGGUUAUGGAGCUUUUAAAGAAUAGAAGAGGUCAACCAGAGGAUGACGACGAUGAAUAUCACGAUAGACAACAAGAUUUUCAUAAUGCAGGUAUGGAGAGUGAAAGCGGUCCGCCCUCAAAUGAUCUUUCACAGUCAUCAUCAUCAACUACCACAACCACAAAUAUCAAUCCAAGUAUAAAUUUAAGUUCAUCAUCAUCUAUUCCAUCUCUUUCGCAAUCACAAGAUAGAAUGAUGGAUUUCUCUCGUUAUAUUGGCAAUAAUACACUAACACACACCGAUUUCGAUGUUUCAUCAAGAGAAUAUUCAAUUUUCUCGGUUCAAGAAUACUCCUGGAGAGAACAUGGUUAUGAAUUGGUUUCAAGAUAUUUCCCUGAUGCCGCACCAUUACUUGACGAAGAGUUUUCUUUUGUUUAUACUAUGACCUAUUACAGAUUCAAUGAGAACACCGAUAUCGAUACAUUACCAUUCCGUAGAGCGGUUUGGUACUAUGUUCAACGUGUUAAAGGUAUGCUUCAUGAUGAUUACAACUAUCAAGAGGUUAAUAUGUUUUUAAGUAGAAGUUUAAAGAAUUUUGUAAAGAAAGCAGUUUGUUUCCCAGAAUCAAUUAAAAGAGAUGAUUAUGCUAAACUAGGUUAUAGUUUAAAACCUGAUGAAAAGUGUCAUCUCUCUUUAUUAGCCAUUUGUUCACAUAAACAAGCCUCUUUAUUAUAUGGAUUAUAUACUGUAAUGAAUUAUCAAAAUCGUAGAUAGAAUUUAAUAAAAAUAAUAAUAAUAAUAAUAAUAAAAAUAAUAAUAAUAGUAUCAAUAUCAAUAUCAAUAAUAAUAAUCAAUUAUAGUUUAC
Molecule: messenger RNA, 2019 nt
Organism: Dictyostelium purpureum
Lineage: Eukaryota; Evosea; Eumycetozoa; Dictyosteliales; Dictyosteliaceae
Exons: 3
Coding region: 135-1928 (597 amino acids)
Biological process (GO): regulation of response to reactive oxygen species; cellular response to leucine starvation; negative regulation of TORC1 signaling
Cellular component (GO): nucleus
Molecular function (GO): L-leucine binding; oxidoreductase activity, acting on peroxide as acceptor
Source: RefSeq, a predicted model, not a curated record